Culicoides brevitarsis is the source of this 5298-nucleotide messenger RNA. RefSeq lists its product as uncharacterized. The transcript has 4 exons. Bases 193 to 4440 code for a protein of 1415 amino acids. The record is from RefSeq and is a predicted model, not a curated record. Lineage: Eukaryota; Metazoa; Arthropoda; Insecta; Diptera; Ceratopogonidae. Gene Ontology annotation, molecular function: ADP binding; protein binding.
GCCAUUGAUUAAAAAAAUUUAAGUUGCACUCAUUUUAACCAAUUUUUGUCCCUUUCUGUGUUUUAGAAUAGUUCAAAGUGUGCUAAAAAUACUCACGGAUGUUAGAUCCAUAACGAAACGUAGGAGAUUAAUCCCGAACGCCAUUGGAGAUCAACUUAUCCGAAGAAAAAAAAUAUCAGAUAUUAACAAACAAUGCCUACUUACACAUUAGACGAGCUGUUAUGGCGUCACAAAGAUCUCUUCCUCGAAGACUUUGACUACCGUGAUAUCCGCUACGAUCGCAGCAAUCCUUUUUGUCACACGGAAUCCGAGACAAUUUUACGUGAAGAAACGCGCGCCUUGCAAUUCGAACGCAUGUGUUUCAUCAUCAAGUACCAAAAAUUCGAACAACGUGAUUUAACGGAAAAAUUCUUGGAAGUCCUUCAACUAGAUUACAGUUGGAUCGCUUUACGUCUUCGCGAAUCAUGCAACGGCGAUCCGCAAAUCGAACAAUACCGCACCGCAUUGUAUCGCAGCGACAUUCCAAAGACGGGCGACUUGUUCGUGUAUCGCCUGCGGUAUUUGUGGGACGUGCAACAAGCUGUGAAAGCGCUGAAACCCGAACAUUACCUCAUACUGAAGAGCAAAGUUGGUUUCGGCAAGAAAUGGAUUGCCAAAGACUCGUGUGCCAAUUACAGUGUAUUUAGUGUCAUGCAGAACGACGUGUUCUGGAUCAACUUGAACAAUUGCGAUAAUGACGAAGCCAUUUACGAAAAACUUUUAAAACUUCGACUGAUGCUCAACAACAACGAUAUCGAUUAUAAAGUGCAAUCUGUGGACACGGAACACACCGAACACAAAGUUGACAACCUAAAACGGCAACUUCGCGACAUUUUAACGAAAUAUCACAAACAUUGCUUGCUAAUAUUGUGCGGUGUGGCAACGAUAAAAGUACUUAAAGCCUUCGAUUUGGGCUGCAAAACGCUCGUAACGACCAAAAAUAUGGAAAUUUUCUUCGAAACCAAAUCCUCGUUAUAUCGUAAAAUCGAUAUCGAUAAGGGAUUUACGCGAGACGAGGCAAUGUUACUUUUUCACAAAGCCACGAGGAUGCCAGAGGGCGAUUUGCAUCGACACGACAUCGCAAGUCGCAUCUAUGAAAAGUGCAAAGGACAUCCAUUCAUCAUUUCAAGCAUCGCCAAGAGCUUUUACGAUCUCGAACGAAGUUAUAUCAAAGUUGAGGACGGGCAAUGGCGAGAUUGGUUGAAAAAACUCGACAAUUAUCAGAUUGAAACGUACGAUAAUAAGGAAAAUAUCGAAAAAAUCAUCGGACAACUAAAGCCAGAACAUCAAAAACUGUACGAAUCAUUGUGCGUGUUCAAAAAUGACGCGAACAUUUCGUUCAAAGUACUCGAAACGUAUUGGGAAAAGAGCGAAACGGAAGUCAAACACAUCGUAAAUUGCUUUCACAAACUUUCCUUGAUCGAAUUGAGUCAAGUACGAUGUAACGAAUGGAAAAAUUCAUCUCCGCGACGUGGUUUGAUCCUAAUUGACACUUCUAAAAAAAUAUUUGUCUGUUCCCUGCAUUUCAUCUACUAUUCAUAUUUGCGGAAAAAACUGACUCCCUUGGAAAUUCGCGAAAUGAACGAAAAACUGGUCAAACGAUAUGGCGUUCAUGCUCUCGUCAGUGAUCGAAGCGAACCCAAAAUGGUUGACAUUCCAGACGAUAAUUACUUUUACUACUACAUCGGGCAUCAUUUGUUGGAAGCUGAAAUGUUCGAUCUUUUCCCAAAACUUUACUUCGAUUUUGAGUUUUUGGAAGGAAAAAUACGAGCAACAGGCCUUCCAAACACUCUCGGCGACUUACAAAUCUACGUGUAUCAAAUUGCAGAUGAUAAUUAUCAAAGACAACAAUUACUCCAUGGCUUAAUGGAAUUUCUCCUGUCAAUCGAAGAAAUUUUACUGAAAUCGCCGGACACGUGUUUGCUGCAAUACGCCUUCAACUCAAAAGAUUCCAUCGUCAGUAAAGAAGCUGAACGCCAAAUUUGCCAAUACCGCGAUCGGGUGUGGUUCAGAGACUCAGAUCAUUCACACAAAUACCGCCAAAUAGUACAGUUACCUGCUUCCACGAAUAUGGUUAAAUUUUUCAACGAUCCCAAUGCGGCAUUGUCUGUUAUUAACAACAACAUUAUUUUGUUGAAGGAUCUUUCGUUGCAAUAUCCCGUUAAUAGCACGCAGUUCAUAGGACACGAAAGCAAAGUCAAACAAAUUGAAAUAUUGGAUGAUGAGUAUUUCGUGUCGUUAGAUGAAGCGGGGCAUAUUCGUCUUUGGAGCAUCAAGAACACGCCUGUGAGUAAAAGAAUAAAUCGGGAACGAAAUGACACCCAAAAUGGCAAUAAUAAUCCUUUUCCAUCGCCGAGACAGAGGAAUUACUUGAGCUUUGAUGGCACCCAUGCAUUUAACGAGUAUCCGGUUUAUGUAUGGAAAUUGCUGUGUAAUGUCAAAUGCAUUCAUUUCAAUGAUCGACUUGGAUAUUUACUCGCUGCAGAUAGAUCGGGCAUGGUAUUUGCCUUUUUCCGCGAAAAUAAUACCCUGAAAAUGCAUAAACUUAUAAAAUUUGACACGAAAUUGGGAGAUUCUAUCCAUUCGUUGGUUUACAUGGAUAAAUCGGGAUAUUUGGUUGUCUUAAAUGACUUUGGAAUGGCUUCGUUUUAUGACAUGCACAAUUUCAGUCUUGCUAAAUUGACGUCCGCGUGGAUUUAUGUCGGAGAAAAACCAAUAGGAUUCCAUUACAAAGAAGAUAAUGAUGGAACAGUCAUUUAUUGUGUUUACCAAACGAAAGUUUUCUUCGUACGGAUCUUUUUUGCCGAUCGUCGAAGUGUUUUGGAGCAUCAAAUUAUCAUGACACAUGAUAUGCAUGAGACUCAAGAAAUCUUGUGCAGCACAAUGUCUGAUGAUAAGAACUUUUUGAUGCUCGGGACGACGAAUGGAAUCAACAUUAUCGACAUUAAUCGUGGGUCAUAUUUGCCGUGUCGUAAUUUGAACGACGAAAUUACUUCAAUUGAUGUUUUUACGGUAGAUGACACCCGUUUGGAAAACAUUCUUAUCUCGAGUACGAGAAAAAAUGGGGAUUUUGUGACGUUACAGGCGACAACAAAAGGCGAAAAUAGCAUUGAAUGGGCGAAUGAUAGAACGUCGUCGCCUUCCGUUAAUAUUCAAGACUUGCAAAAUCCAGAUCAUUUGAACAAAUCAUUAAUUGGAAAUACCGUUUUCGAAGUACGAUGCGUUGGAGAUGAUAUUGAACUAAUAUUGCCUGACGAUCAAAAUAGGGUUCAACUGAGAAAAAGUCGAAAUAAUUUCAAACCCUCGUGUACUCAUGCACUUUCAUCUAAGGUAACGGCAGUCUCAAUGUCAUCGGAUUGCGUGUGGAUUGGUUGUUGCGACGGCAAAAUUUAUGAAAUUAAAGAUGUUGAUUCGAUGGUACCUGACAGUAUUCGAUACAAAGAUGAUCAUAUAGUGUAUUUGAAAUGUUUCGACAAACUCAUGUUGAUUGGCACGAACAAUUAUUAUUAUAUUGAAGGAAGUAGACCGGAGAUUCACAAACGUAUUGCGACAGCUAUGGAGAUUGAUAAUGAAGGAACUGUUGCUGUUAUUCACACAGAUUGUUCAAUUAAUGUAUUUAACGCACGAAAGAAGAUCAUCAGAGAAAACAUAGAGCUCCAAGGAGAAGAUUUUCGUUCAGCAGCUGUUUCCAAAGACAACUACUUAAUGAUGGGACUCAAAAAUAACCAUAUCUACGCCUUCAACUUACCAUUUCCCGAAGAAACCAAUCAAUAUUUGGAUUUUUGGACUGAAAUUUCAACACAUCGUGGCCUUAUCAACUGCAUGGCGCUUUCAGCAGAUGCUUCAAUUCUCGCCGUCGGAUUCACACACGGCACAAUCGAAAUAAUCAAAAUUGAAAAAUCAACUCCGCCAUCAUUUUCCGUCAUUGAAACAUUAAAUUGUCGCGAAUCCGUAAAUGAUCUUUUGUUUUCGCCAUGGGUUCCGGAUACGAACGCAAAUAUUCCCAUCGUCUUAGUUAGUCUUUCGCAAGAGAUUUCCUUUUGGAAUAUCAAUUAUGUCAUUAAUAAUCCGUUUGAAAAAACGCAAAAUCGCCCCGUGAUUCGUCGAUCGGGUCGUUUCCAACAACCAAAUCCCGUUAUGAGUCCAAAUCGAAGGGAAAAUUCUCUCAGUGCUUCCUCACGUUUCAGUUUCAAUCCAAUCGUUGACAAUUUGUGGCAAAAUAAACGGGGAUCCUCCGACAAGCCAGAACUUCUUGCGUGUCUCCGAUUGUCGGGGCAGGCGGAGAAAAUUGUCGCUACCGAGGAUUUCCGACAAUUUGUCACGGUAGAUAAUGAGGGGGAAAUUUACCAUUUGAGACUCUUUGAUCCAUCGACAAGUAGUCCCAUUAUGCCAUACAUCUGACAAUGGGACUUGCUUUUUUGUUUUUUACACAUUUUUAUUUUGAGAUGCGUACACGUAACAUAUGGCUGUGCAAAAUCCGUGACAACAACGCAACUUUUUACCAUUUUCAUGUACGCAUUAGCUGCACAGUUCAUAACCAUGAGCAUUUAAACAACGAACAAUCCGUAGAUUUUUAAGAAAAUAUUGUGAAAUUUUUUUAGCAACUUUUUAAGACUUAAAUUUUAAGAAAACUGCCAUAUGAACAUGACAGGAGAUGAUUUCCUCUUUUCAAUGGUCACAAGCAUUUAGGCAAAAUUUUUAGAAAAAUUUUAAAAAAUUCUAAAUUUUCCGUCCAUAAUUUUUCCUUUUUUUUAGAAAAAUCCUUUCCUCUUCCAUUAAAUCUUAAGUUCCUGAAUUUUAUGAAACGAAAAACUAUUGUGACCAAUGUUUGCUCAAUUUGCUACCCUAUCGGCGAAAUAAGGGGCAAAUUAGCCCCUUAAGAGGUAAAUUUGACCGCUUAAAUGAAUAAUUUGACCCCUUAAGAGGUCAACUUAACUCCAUAGGGGUUAAAUUGACCUCUUUGAGAGGUUAUUCUGACCCCUUAGAAAAUUAAUUUGCCUCCAAAAAGGUCAAGUUGACCUUUCAAAGGGUCAUAAUAAACUCUUAAAGAGGUCAAUUUAUCCCCUUAGAAGAUAAAUUGACCUCUUAAGGGGUCAAAUUUACCUCUUCAGGGGUCAAAUUUAUCUCUUUAGGGGUUAAUGUCACCCUUUUUCGCCCACAGGGUACUUAUCCUAUUUUUCUUAUUUGUAUCGAUUUUAUACUUAAUUUUAUGUUUUUAUCCUAAAAUACCUUGAAAUUCUCCAAUAAAUAAAUUUAAAA